AUGUUCUUCCUGACGUACUUUUAUUACAAGAUUUUGGCCGUCAUUCUCAGGGCCCUCAUCGUCCGCGGUCAACGCCUCAGUGCCAAACCGGAUAGUGUCCAGCAGAUUCCUUCACGGGAGACAGGUAGAACUAUCACUGUGAAUGUCUACCGAUCUGCAUCCAAGCGAAGUCCAUCGCCUGUGCUUCUGAAUUUUCACGGCAGUGGUUUUCUGAUUCCGCUGCAUGGGAGUGACGAUGAGUUCUGUCGGCGAAUCAGUCGGGAGACUGACUAUACAGUGCUGGACAUUCAGUAUCGCCUCGCGCCGGAGAACCCAUUCCCCGCAGCUGUCUAUGAUGCCGAGGAUGCAGUGAAAUGGGUGCUCCAACACCCGGAAGAUUUCGAUUUAUCCCAUGUCUCUAUCUCCGGGUUCAGUGCGGGUGGAAACCUUGCGUUGGGGGCUUCGUCGUGCCUCUUCCCGCGCAACACCUUUCGUUCCGUGCUGGCCUUCUAUCCCGUCGUGGAUCUGGUUACAGAACCAGGUAUGAAGACGGCGCCCGAUCCCACUAUCAGACCGCUGCCUGCAACAGUGUCGCGGUUUUUUAACCGAUGCUACAUACCUUCUGGAUACGAUGCACGCGAUCCGCGCCUCUCUCCGUACUACACAGCACCGGAUCGUUUCCCCGAUCGAGUGUUGAUGGUGACGGCUGCAGGAGAUACCCUCGCGCCCGAGGCCGAAGAGCUUGCCGCUAAGAUCAGUCGGGAACCGGGUCGGGAAGUUGUGUCUCAGAGAAUGCAGGGCUGCGGUCAUGCUUGGGACAAGAACACCCGUGCCGGCAGCAUUGCAGCUGACGCGAAAGACAAAGCAUACAGCAUGGCAGUUGCGAUGUUGUCGCAUUGA
This is a messenger RNA of Aspergillus terreus NIH2624, 879 nucleotides long. RefSeq names its product putative esterase/lipase. Bases 1 to 879 code for a protein of 292 amino acids. NCBI's taxonomy places the organism in Eukaryota, Fungi, Ascomycota, Eurotiomycetes, Eurotiales, Aspergillaceae. Gene Ontology annotation, molecular function: hydrolase activity. The record is from RefSeq and is a predicted model, not a curated record. The transcript has a single exon.